This is a messenger RNA of Callorhinchus milii (elephant shark), 1287 nucleotides long. Its product is annotated as T-complex protein 1 subunit alpha-like. Lineage: Eukaryota; Metazoa; Chordata; Chondrichthyes; Chimaeriformes; Callorhinchidae. The transcript has 6 exons. The annotation marks the transcript as partial. The record is from RefSeq and is a predicted model, not a curated record. Gene Ontology annotation, cellular component: chaperonin-containing T-complex. Gene Ontology annotation, biological process: protein folding. Gene Ontology annotation, molecular function: ATP binding; ATP-dependent protein folding chaperone.
GGCCGGUCCCUGCAAGGGCCGGCCGGUCUGCGUGGAGAGUCUGAUAUCACCAAAGAGAGAAUUCAGAAGAUUCUGGCCACAGGUGCCAAUGUCAUUCUGACUACUGGUGGCAUUGAUGAUAUGUGUCUAAAAUAUUUUGUGGAUGCUGGUGCCAUGGCAGUACGCCGUUGUCUGAAGAAAGACCUCAGACGAAUUGCUAAGGCCAGUGGAGCAACUAUCUGUUCAACACUUGCAAACUUGGAAGGAGAUGAGAGUUUUGAUCCCUCUUUAGUGGGCCAAGCUGAGGAGGUGGUUCAAGAAAGGAUAUGCGAUGAUGAACUGAUACUUGUUAAAAAUACAAAGGCCCGUACUUCUGCAUCAAUCAUUCUGCGAGGAGCAAAUGAUUUCAUGUGUGAUGAGAUGGAGCGCUCCCUACAUGAUGCACUCUGUGUUGUGAAGAGAGUGCUUGAGUCCAAGUCUUUAGUUCCAGGAGGUGGGGCUGUGGAAGCUGCACUCUCCAUCUACCUGGAAAACUAUGCAACUAGUUUGGGAUCACGUGAACAACUUGCCAUUGCAGAAUUUGCCCGGGCCAUGUUGAUUAUUCCUAGGACUCUGGCAGUGAAUGCUGCUCAGGAUUCUACAGACCUUGUUGCAAAGUUGCGUGCAUUCCACAACGAAGCUCAGGUCAAUCCUGAUCGCAAAACUUUGAAAUGGAUUGGUCUUGAUUUAUUGAAUGGGAAGCCAAGGGACAACAAACAAGCUGGUGUCUUUGAGCCUACUAUGGUUAAAGUCAAGAGUCUGAAGUUUGCAACAGAAGCUGCUAUAACCAUCCUGCGAAUUGAUGAUCUCAUCAAACUUUACCCAGAUGAAAAGCAAGACAAAGGAAAGAGUUACCAAGAUGCAGUUCAAAGUGGAGAGCUUAAUGGCUGAAGCACCUGAGUUCUAAAAUCAGCUAUUAUAAUUUAUGUUUAACUCUUGGCAUCCAUCAGGUGCUUCUUGUACUUCUGUUCUAGAUUGAGCAGCUUGUCAUACUUGUCUGAAAUUCAGUGCCACUUGUUGUAGUGCUCUGUUUAAUUUACUAUGCUUGUUUAGUGCUAUUUGGCACAAACCGGAUUUAAAAGACCUCUUACUUUGUUACCUAUAGUCAACUCUUUCAAGUUAUUUGUGCAAAAUUAUUUCCUGUACAUUGACAGUUGUGCUUCAAGCUCCUUCGGAAAUAAAAUGUGACAGUUGUCAAGUGAUCAGCCCAUCUAUGUAGGGAGCUGUUAAGAGACCACCUUAAUUUCAUGAAUAAACGUUGAUGUUGUG